AUGCGAGAUAAUGCAAGACGCAAAAGCCUGACAGGUGAUGCAUUAAAUCAAUUACGUAUGCGACAAAAAUUUGCAUCAAAGAAGUAUCGUGAUGGAUUAAAAUUAAAGCGAUUAAAUGAUAAUCGAUCAUCAACUUACAAAAAUUGUCAAUCAUUCGGUAAAGCCAUUAAGCGUGUUCAGAAAUCAUUACCAAAAGAACCAAAUAAACGUAUUAGUGUAGUUCGUCAUAUAGCACAAACACUUGAUAUUAUUCCAAAAACAACUGAUCUUCACGAACGUGAACAACGACAGUUACCGAUCGAAUUAAAACAAGCUGUGAUUGACUUUUACAACCGCGAUGAUAUUAGUCAUCAAAUGUCUGGCAAACGUGAUUAUGUUACAAUAAAGGAUGAUAAUGGUUCAACACAAUUGCAAAAAAGAAUUUUAUUGAAUAGCAUUCGAGAAACAUAUGAAUUAUUUUUAAUGGAUCGUAAUAUUACUAACGAUGCAUUAUCAGUUAAUUCAUUUCGUAUUUUACGUCCACCUAAUGUAUUAACUUAUUCUCAUAUGCCACACAGAAAUUGUUUAUUUUCUUACCACGAAAAUAUUAAUUUAUUAAUAAAACCAUUGUCAAAGUGUAUUAAUAAUUCAAAUUUAUGUACAAUUCAAGCAUUUUCAAAAGCACUUGUGUGCACCGAAGAAGAUGAAAAUUGUAUGUUUCGACGAUGUUCAUUAUGUACUAAUUAUUUUGAUAAUAAAUUUCGAAAGUAUGUACUUAAUCCAGCACAAAAAAUUCAAUGGUAUCAGUGGGUUCUAAAAAAUGGAUAUUCAGAAAAACAAGAAUUUAAUGGUACAGUCCAUCAAUGUUUAAAUACACUUGAAGCAUAA
Molecule: messenger RNA, 867 nt
Organism: Rotaria sordida
Lineage: Eukaryota; Metazoa; Rotifera; Eurotatoria; Philodinida; Philodinidae
Source: the annotation of a GenBank genome assembly